This is a messenger RNA of Rotaria sp. Silwood2, 711 nucleotides long. The record is from the annotation of a GenBank genome assembly. NCBI's taxonomy places the organism in Eukaryota, Metazoa, Rotifera, Eurotatoria, Philodinida, Philodinidae.
AUGAUCACUAAAAUGGAAACCAUACCUAAUGAAAUUCUUCUUCAUAUCUUUUCUUAUCUGUCAUGGUUCGAUAUGUUAACAUCUUUAUGGUCAUUAAAUAUGCGCUUAAAUUCUCUUGUAUGUUCAACUUUGUCGAUAAAUAACAAUCGGUUGAAUAGUGGUCUUCUUAUUACACAUGGUUUAUCUUAUAAUAAAUGUUGUUCGAUAUUAUUUUCAUUGAUUUCAAAUUCAUCAUCUUUUUAUUCUUCUAUUCGGCGUAUUCAUUUUGAUGACAAAAAUUCAAUGUCUUCUGAUCUUUGUUAUGACUGGUUAUUUAAUGAUAAAAAUAUUCUGCGUUUUCCUAAUCUUAAAUCACUUAUUCUUAUUCGAUGUGGAUCAAUUGAAUCGGUAGUUCAAAGUUUGUUUUAUCUUAUUAAACAUCAAUUAGAUGAUCUUACAUUAACAUUUGAUAAGCACGUAUUUGACCGGCUUUUUUAUGCAAAAAGAUAUUUGUCGGUGAUACCUGACGAUCUAAGAACGAACGCAUUAAGUACUGUUCGAUAUGCUGAAUUUGGUCUUCCAAGUUGUCAUAAGUGUAGAGGCGACGUAGCCCAUAUUGGCAAAUAUCUUGUACCUUUUCUUAGUACAUAUAUGCCUAAUUUACAAACAUUACGUCUUUGGCGACCAGAUGAUUUUCCUUGGACAACUAGUAAGUUUAUUUUACAUAAAUGA